Molecule: messenger RNA, 346 nt
Organism: Notechis scutatus (mainland tiger snake)
Lineage: Eukaryota; Metazoa; Chordata; Lepidosauria; Squamata; Elapidae
Source: RefSeq, a predicted model, not a curated record
AUGGCUCAUUUUAAGAGCAGGAAAACAACGUUCUUUCUCUAUGGCUGCUUCUGUCCAGAACUGCAAGAUCAUAACCUGGUGCCCGUCAAGACUAGGAGCAGAGAAGACAGAUGGGCCAUCAAGCUGCUUAACGUCCUCCUGACCAUAACUAAUCUACGAGAAGGUCAGCGUGUGCGGGAAUGUCCCGUCUUUGGCGUAUUAGAAGGUGUUUUCGUGUUUGGGGUUAUUGAUCAGCUGAAUUAUACGGCUAAAGGAGAAUUGCAACUGAAUGAAUUGAAGACAAGGGAAAAGGCCUACAUGCCUGUACCUGCGCAGAAGAAGAAGGACCGUUUCCAGGUGGGUCAGG